Choloepus didactylus (southern two-toed sloth) is the source of this 366-nucleotide messenger RNA. Its product is annotated as non-histone chromosomal protein HMG-17-like. Gene Ontology annotation, cellular component: nucleus; chromatin. The record is from RefSeq and is a predicted model, not a curated record. The transcript has 2 exons. NCBI's taxonomy places the organism in Eukaryota, Metazoa, Chordata, Mammalia, Pilosa, Megalonychidae. Gene Ontology annotation, molecular function: nucleosomal DNA binding. Gene Ontology annotation, biological process: chromatin organization. Bases 1 to 366 code for a protein of 121 amino acids.
AUGCCCAAGAGAAAGGCUGAAGGGGAUGCUAAAGGAGAUAAAGCCAAGGUAAAAGAUGAACCACAGAGAAGAUCUGCAAGGUUAUCUGUUAAACCUUCUCCUCCAAAGCCAGAACCCAAGCCUAAAAAGGCCCCUGCAAAGAAGGGAGAGAAGGUACCCAAAGGGAAAAAGGGGAAAGCUGAUGCUGGCAAGGAUGGGAGUAACCCUGCAGAAAAUGGAGAUGCCAAAACAGAGCAGGCACGGAAAGCUGAAGGGGCUGGAGAUGCCAAGCGAACCUUCAGCAUAGACUUGGCUCCCUUAAACCUGUUGGUCCUGACCCAAAAGAAUUGGCUCCCAGAAUCUCAGGCAAUUUGGACCUUCCAGUGA